Molecule: messenger RNA, 1092 nt
Organism: Schistosoma intercalatum
Lineage: Eukaryota; Metazoa; Platyhelminthes; Trematoda; Strigeidida; Schistosomatidae
Source: the annotation of a GenBank genome assembly
UGGUUAUUUCUCAUCAUUAUAAUAAAUAACUUAAUAUAAUUUAACCAAACCCUUAGUUACUAAUUUCUUAUACAAAUAAAUUUUAAUUUAAUUAAACAUUUAAUAAACAAGGAAUUAUAAUAACAGACAACAAUAACAAAAAAAUGCAAACAAUUCAUAAAGUGGAUGGAUUUACUGAAAUCUAUUUCAUGGUUGAUAAAAGAAAAAAAGGUUGGAUUACUAUGCCAGAGUUACGAAAGUAUAUGGAAGAGAAUGAUGUGGAUGAAAAGAUGUUUGAGCGUUGGAAAACUCUAUUUGAUCCUGAAUCUACUGGUCGUAUAACAUUGGAAAAAUUCUCUGAAGUAUUAGGUUUACAAGAAGAAGUUAUAAAUAUUCAAACUGCUAUUCAAGGAAAUGAAAUGCACGAUGUAAAUGUUAUUCAAUCAGAUAUGAAUACAAAAAUGAAAUUGACUAUUUGUGGACUAAUUGAUGAAGGGAUAUUGAUUUAUCAUGAUGAUUUGAAAUUAGUUGAGUUCUUGAAAGAUGAAUUGGAUAAGUAUUUUGGAAAGUUAUGGAAUGUAAUCAUCAUCUAUGGUCGAUAUUGGUCACGUUAUUGUCAUGAAACAGGUUAUAAUUUUUGUUUUAUCAAAGACGACCGUAUAUUCCUAGUAUACAAGAUUCCGGAUAUAUAAGAGAAAAAUAAGAUAUUUCAAUCACAUUCCAUUCUUGAAGAUAUUUUUAUGAUAACUCUGAAGCAAAAAUGAUGAACACAAAGACUUCUCUUGUUUUGAUAUUUUACGUGUAAAUUUUGAUUCCGGUUUAUUCAUAAGUUUGUCGAAUUCUUUGACUACAUAACAACCAAUCAAUGAUUAUAUAAAAGUUGGACUUAUAUUUUAGCUAACAAAAAACAUGUGGUGAAAUGUAUAAGUAGUAUAUUUCAUGUUUAUACUCACUGUAUGUGGUUAAAAUGUUCGGUGAAAGAUAACGGUUUUGACGGGACCUGCAAUGUUAAAUAAUUACUGUCAGGUGUAUGGCCUGUACUUACAUCCAAACUAAAUUGUACUUACUAAGCAAAAUAAAGACGUAGUUAAAUGCAAUAAAAUGUUAUUACAG